This is a messenger RNA of Triplophysa rosa, 2241 nucleotides long. RefSeq names its product SIX homeobox 3a (gene six3a). The transcript has 2 exons. Gene Ontology annotation, biological process: eye development; brain development; regulation of transcription by RNA polymerase II. NCBI's taxonomy places the organism in Eukaryota, Metazoa, Chordata, Actinopteri, Cypriniformes, Nemacheilidae. Bases 453 to 1337 code for a protein of 294 amino acids. Gene Ontology annotation, molecular function: RNA polymerase II cis-regulatory region sequence-specific DNA binding; DNA-binding transcription factor activity, RNA polymerase II-specific. The record is from RefSeq and is a predicted model, not a curated record. Gene Ontology annotation, cellular component: nucleus; transcription regulator complex.
CCCACCCCUGCCUUCUCUCCCUACAUAUCUUCUUAACUUUAACGAGCCUCGUUAAGAUCACAAUAAUAUUCCACCCACUAAUUGCUCAUUCCAUUCAACAAAUAGGCGAGCCUCUGCUUCGACUUCACACGAGUCACGGGAGGGAGGGUGCUGUUGAGAUUGGAGUUCCUGAUAACCCCCCGUGCUUGCAGCAGAAGUGGUGAAAGCCUCUACGUACUGGCUAAUGAUUGGCACGCUUGACAGUGAUUGGCAGGGCUGCCAUGACAACCCUACAACGACACCGAGAAGACCAAUAGAAAAGCGAAACAAAAUAUUUCAAUGCUACACUCACGGUGGAUUUAGGGGGAGAUAUUAUGAGGCUGGUGUCAUUAGGCGAUAGCUAUUGAAUCAUUCAAUCUGAAAUCGUCGUUCUUUUUUCCUUGGCAAAUUUCAUCGUCUCUCAGGUCAUUUCCAUGGUUUUCAGAUCGCCUUUAGAGCUUUAUCCCCCUCAUUUCUUCCUGCCAAACUUUGCUGAUCGCCCUCUGCUCUUGGCGAGCAGCGCGCCCAGCACCAGGUCUCCUGAAGACUUGUCAAUGUUUCAGCUACCGACCUUAAACUUCUCUCCAGAGCAAGUGGCGAGCGUCUGCGAGACGCUCGAGGAGACCGGGGACAUCGAGCGCUUGGGUCGCUUCCUAUGGUCGCUUCCAGUGGCGCCGGGCGCUUGCGAAGCGAUCAACAAGCAUGAAUCCAUCCUACGUGCCCGAGCCGUGGUUGCCUUCCACACGGGCAAUUUUCGCGAUCUCUACCACAUUUUGGAGAACCACAAGUUUACCAAGGACUCGCAUUGCAAACUACAGGCGAUGUGGCUAGAGGCUCACUAUCAGGAGGCCGAGAAACUACGCGGGCGUCCCCUAGGACCAGUUGAUAAGUAUAGGGUGCGAAAGAAGUUUCCCCUGCCUAGAACCAUCUGGGACGGCGAGCAGAAGACGCACUGUUUCAAAGAGCGGACGCGGAGUCUGUUACGGGAGUGGUACCUUCAGGACCCCUACCCAAACCCCAGCAAGAAAAGGGAACUGGCGCAAGCCACUGGACUCACUCCUACACAGGUCGGGAAUUGGUUUAAAAACCGGAGGCAACGAGACAGGGCAGCGGCAGCAAAAAACAGGCUCCAGCACCAAGCAAUAGGGCAGAAUGGCAUGCGGUCCCUUUCAGAAUCCGGCUGCACCCCACGUAGUUCGGCGGAAUCACCAUCAACUGCGGCCAGUCCAACCACCAGUGUCUCCAGUAUGACAGAACGAGUCGACACGGGCACGUCAAUCCUUUCAGUAACAUCAAGUGACUCGGAAUGCGACGUAUGAUACGCAAAAAGAGAAAUAUAUACAGGAAAUAUGGACCUGAAUAAACUUUAUGAAUUAUCGGGAAAAAGGACCAAUUGAUAUUACAAAUAAAAAAGGAAAAAACAGACUAAACAAAACAUAAAAGCACGUCUUUUUCAAGCGCUUUCAAUGGACCCCACACCUUUCCCCCACCCCAUCACUUGCAUGAUAUAUAUAUAUAUAUAUCUAUAUAUAUUUUUAUUUUUUUGUAUAUGGGGGAAAUGCCCCAAGUUUGUUGUGUCUGCCAGGACCACCGCAAAGAGGGAAUUACAAGAACCCGGUGUCCAUCGCCUUUUUUCUGUUUUAGUCCGAGUGACGACGAGCAGCCAGGAUGCAAUCCUCUUUUCCUUUAUGUUCAUCAGACAAUCAUUUAAGUCGUAAGCACCUUUUUACUACACUUCUGUCACUGCCUGUGUGGGGUACUGGUCAAUUGUGGAACUGAAUCGUUAUGACUGUAUCAGAUUUUUAUUUUUAUUUCGAGAUUUUAUAUUGAAUUAUGUAUAUCUUAAAUAAUGCGAUCAUUCUCCCAGUCUGUAAUAUAUGUGUAGAAAUACGCCUGUAUAUAAUAAUACUGCUCUACCGCCUUCAUUCUCUUUUCUAUCCAUGUUCACUUUUCUUGACUUGGUGCCCCUACAUAAACUAUUCGUCUAAACGUAACUAUUAAGUGCUCUAGGCGUUGUUUCUUUGUUUUUAUACCACGAAAGAACGCUAGUGACCAUGAAUUAUCAGUCGGGAUUAAUGCAAAAGACAAAUACUGGAUAUCAUUAUCGAAUGACCAAGUCUAUUUCAUGUUUCUAGUUCAGCGCUUACUAUUCAAUGUUACUUUCUUGCGUGUUUCUGUUAAUGUAUACGUUUCUAAAUUGAAAAUACAGUAUUCAAUUUUGGU